CAAAAUAGACAGGCAGUGCAGAGAGCGGCAGCACAGCGGGCAAUGAUGGCAACUCGCCCCUUCUCAGCCCCCUGCAACCUGCCAACAACCACUUACAAUCACCUCGCUGCAAUCAAUGCACUGUAGGUGAGCUCAGUAUUAAAGCAAGGGGGUGGGGGGCAGGGGGCAGGGAUAGGGGAAUCAGAGGGACUCUCGACAUGACAGGCGCCAAUGGCCAUAGCGUCGGUGGUAAAAUUGGCAAGCCAAGCAGAUCUAAAGCUGCAAAGACUGCAGGUGGUGUACAGCCGGCAACAGCACCCAGCAAUAAUGUCGCCAAAUGUCCCGGCGAGGAAGACGAAAAAGAUGGAGGGGUGCUUUUCUAUGUGAAUAAAAGUGGCUUCCCGAUUGAUGAACGAACUUGGCAAAGAAUGUGGACGCAUGUGGCUAAAAUACACCCUGGCGGGAAGGAGAUGGCGGAGAGUAUACGGAAAGCUGCAUUUAUACCCCGUCCUCCAGUGCCGUUACUGCCAAAGUACAAGCAGUCCAUGUCAGUGCCAGAGUGGCUGCGCACAAUACAAAGUUACAUGAAGCUUCUGCAAUACAAUCACACUGGAACUCAGUUCUUUGAAAUUAAGAAAAUCAGACCUUUGAGUUGGUUGAUGGACACAGCGAGAGAAAUGACUCGUGAAUCAUUGCCAAUUAAAUGCCUUGAAGCUGUGAUUCUUGGAAUAUACCUUACGAAUGGACUGGGAAUCGUGGAACGUUUUCCAAUCAGCUUUAAAACCCAAUUCUCAGGGAAUUACUUUCACCACGUGGUGCUUGGUGUCUAUCAUAACGGACGUUAUGGCACAUUGGGUAUGAGCAGGAGGGAGGACCUGAUGGACAAGCCCCUGGCUUUUCGAACACUCAGUGACCUGAUUUUUGAAUUUGAAGAGUCCUACCGGAAGUAUCUACACACUGUGAAGAAGGUGAAGAUCGGCUUGUUUGUCCCACAUGACCCGCACAGUUUCCAGCAGAUUGAGUGGAAGCAUUUGGUUCUAAGCACAGGCAAGAUGAGCAGAGAGGAAGUGAGGAGAGAGAUGGAGAAGCACGCUCGAGAUAUGAGAAUGAAGAUGAUAAAAAUCUCAGGUUCCCAGUCUCCGGUUAAGGAACGACAGCGGGGGAAAUCUCUGUCGCCUCGUCGCCGCCAAAUAAGCCCUCAGAGACGACUUAACCGAAGGGAUAAAUCGCCUGCCAUAACAGAUUGGAAGCCAGCAGAACUCAACACACUGAAUGAUGUUGGAUAUCAAAUCCGCAUCUAAAGAAGCCAUGGAGUGAAAGCUGUUACAUUUCACUAUCUUCAAUGGGUGCUCUUCCAUGCAUUUUUGUUUCCAGUCCUUGUUUUAAUGGAUGAAUGCUACUUUUCAUGAUUGGCGUACUCUUUUCUUUGGACAGUGUUGAAACCCGAAAGGUCAAACAAAUGGUGCACUAAUCUAUGUAUCUUGUGUAUUUUGCUAAAAAAAAACAACACAAUAUGAAUCUGUUCCCCAGUUGCAGCACUGUGAUUAAUGUUCAUGUUACUGCUAUGUGGCUGUUGAAGGGCAUUAUUGUGUGAAUCCCACAGCUGAAACUUGACUGGAAGUCAGACAGUGGUGCUUCCUCAAUGCUAAGUAGUGGCUGAUAUUUGGGGGUCUGUAAAUAGAUAGUAACGUCAAGUGAAAUAAAGCAAUAGAGAGCUGCUAUGGGGGAAAAAAAGGUUUACUUUCCAGUACCAGUAAUAGCCAAUGAAAAUGAAUAACCAAGCAAUGGAGCCAAUGCUCAUGAUCAUUUUAAGUGUUUUGAGAAGAAUAUGUUUUAAUAUAACGAUGAAUGGAAAAACCUCCCCAAUAUUUUGGGGCAUUUUCAGUGGGUAAAUAUAGCAUUUCUAACCAGCAACGUUUUUGACCUCUGGUCUUUAGUAGGUUUCCUGAUCUCGGCGAGGCACAAUUGUCCUCACUCACAUUGGGUUAUAGAGGUUAAUAAUGAACAGUCAUGUUUACCUUCAUCAUUUAAUCAAUUGGAAGUUGGAAAAAAUGCAGCCCUGGGUAGAUAACGCUUAGCUAUGAUGUACUGGAGUUGAUCUAUCCUUUAUCUAACAAUGUCCUUAUCUAGGGUGGCCACGGUGGCACAGUGGUAGAGCUGCUGCCUUACAGCGCUUGCAGCGCCGGAGACCCCGGUUCUAUCCUGACUGCCGGUGCUUGUCUGUAUGGAGUUUGUACGUUCUCCCCGCGACCGCUUGGGUUUUCUCCGAGAUCCUCCCACACUCCAAGGACGUACAGGCAUGUAGGUUAAUUGGAUUGGUGUAUGUGUAAAUAGUACCUAGUGUGUGUAGGAUAGUGAAAGUAUGCGGGGAUCGCUGGUCGGCGUGGACUCGAUGGGCCGAAGGGCCUGUUUCCACACUUUAUCUCUAAACUAAACUAAACUAAACUGAUCACUCUGUUCAUAAUGGGAAGAUAACUAUUUAAUAUAUCCAUUCCACACCAUCACACCAGGAGGCAAUUACAUAGACUUUGGCUCCAUUUAUAUCUUAAGAAAUCUUGCAUAUAACCAGUGAGAACAUUUUGUGAUUAACUUCCCCCCCCCAGUAUGCGACAGUGGUGAGAGGCCUUGUUUUGGAGAUGGGGAAAGAUAGAGCCAAGGGAGAACAGAAAUUCUCACAUUUGCAGUUUCAAGCCCAGCAUUACCCUUGCAUGUUCAUUGAGAAUGGGACCUUCUCAAUUAAUAUUUUGGACUUUUCACACUUACAAAUCUCCUGACAAAUCAGUUGCUAAAAAUGAUGAGAUGCUCCAUCCAUAACUCUCAGUUGUGCUUUUUUUGUUGCAAUUGGAAUUGCUUUUUUUUGAUUUUGCAUUUUUUAAAUUUUAAUUUGGAAAUCUGGGAUAAAUCUGAUUACAAUUGCAGGAACCACUCUUGGGUAUGACCAAUCAAUGCAGUAAAACAUCCCAUAAUGUUUAGGGCUGAAAUUCUGUGAAUAACAAUCACACAGAUUGGCAGGAUUGUAGCUUGCUGACCUCUGCCAGAGUUUGUCGUCAACAAAGAGCUAAUGUUCAGAACGGACUUCUUUGAUGUUGGAACACAGGUAAAGGUGUAAAUUCCUCAAUUGUACUGAUUGGACCCCCUGCUAUGUGAGUUAGAGGCAGUUGGCAAGUGGGAGAGAGAGUCAUUGAGUGAUACAGUGUGGAAACAGACCCUUCGGCUCAACUUGCCCACACCGGCCAAACAACGUGUCCCACCUGCCUGUGCUUGGGCCAUAUCCCUCCAAAUUUGUCCUAUCCAUGUACCUGUUUAACUCUUUAUUAAACAUUGGGAUAGUCCCCGCCUCGACUACCUCAUCUGGCAGCUUGUUCCAUACCCCCACCACCCUUUGUGUGGAAAAAGUUACCCCUCAGAUUCCUAUUAAAUCUUUUCUCCUUCACCUUGAACCUAUGUCCUCUGGUCCUCAAUUCCCCCACUCUGGACAAGAGAUUCUGUGCAUUUAAAUGCGGCUGUGCAUAUAAUGAGUAGGAAGGAACUGCAGAUGCUGGUUUACACUGAAGAUAAACACAAAAGGCUGGAGUAAUUCAGUGGGACAGGCAGCAUCUCUGGUGAGAAGGAAUAGGUGUUGUUUCGGGUCAAGACCCUUCUCCAGAUAGCAGAGUCUGAAGAAUGGUCUCGACUCAAAACAUCACCUAUUCCUUUUCACCAGAGAUACUGCCUGACCCGUUGAGUUACUCCAGCAUUUUGUGUCUAAAUUGGAUAUGAUAGUAGUCUUCUGGUGUAUAACUGCAACCUUGUUGACCAACAUGUUAAUAUAUGCUUUAUAUAUUUUUCUGAACUUUCCAACCAGUUAUAUCCCUGCCCAUUGUCUAAACCAGUGCUUCUUAAACUUCGCCCAAGGGCGAAUGAAAUUAUUUUGCGGUGAAUGAAACUAGAGGGGUGAAUAAAGGGUGAAUGUCUUAAUUUAUUCAGAUACUUAUAUAUUUGUUUCUAUACUUAAAAAAGUCAUUGCCAUUAAAUUGGUUAGUAAGCUCUUAUUGGUUUUAAUGGCCGUGGAUCUGGAAAUUUGAUGUUUUUUUCACUCUACCUAUGGUUUUCUAAUUUCAAAGUAGCAGGAUAUUUCCUAAAUUUACUGUAAUAUUUAGGCAAGACCAGACGAGCUAGUGGGAUCAUACAUUUAUUAAUGGAGAAUCGCCGUAGGACAAUUGUUGAACUAAUUUUACUUUAUGUUGCCAAUUUAGCUACUUUUCUGGUAGAAUUAGAAUUCUUUAUAUAUAUUUACUGUACUUCAAUGUAUCAGCACGUAUUUGUAUCAAGCAACAUGAAUUCUAGUUAUAUUAAGGAGAUUUGAGCCCCGUUUUGAGCAACAACGUUCCUGUCUGAACAAGGAUUUUCGACCUUGGUAGAACUGAAAUCCAAAAAAACGGAAUUCACUUCAGUAUGUUGAUUGGAUAAUGCAGGUUGCUAUAAUGCCCCAGUCCCACUUAGGAACCUGAACGGAAACCUCUGGAGACUUUGCACCCCACCCAAGGUUUCCGUGCGGUUCCCGGAGGUUUUUGUCAGUCUCCCUACCUGCUUCCACUACCUGCAACCUCCGGGAACAGGCAGGAUAUUGAACCUCGGUUUGAAAAGCUUGUCACAAGAGUCCAGGAACAUCCUAGUCAUUGAUGAUAAAAUACAUACAUGUAAGUGUAGAAGUAUACUGCUUGUCAUUGAUUUGUGCUAAACAUACACCAUAAGAAAACAUUGUUUCUAAGAAUCUAAUUCUAAGUUCUGAGACAGUUGUUUACUAGCUUUACUUUAUGUAAACUAGAACAUUCCAAUAAUUUUUCUGUUCUUAAUUUUUUUUGUCACUCCUAGAUGGGAGGGCGGCAGAUAUUCAGAACUGAGCAACUGACAAUGUUGUGAUGAUGUUUUGAGCAUGCAUGUGACAUAUACAUGUCAGCACACAUGCACAACAUUUAAAAUAUUCCUGGAUUUGGUAGAGCCAGCUUCUGGAGGGAAGUAUACCAAAUAUGGCAAGUUGAUAUUAGGUGGUAUUGUGAGCUUUCAUCGGGGAAAGUUAUAGAAAGUUAUAUUAGUUGGAUACUAAUAUAUUAAAUCACAUACUCCAUGGUUUUUUGAGCUAGUUUUCCAAGAAAAAACCGGCAGUAAUCAAAACCUGAAAGGGUAGGAUGGGGCUGAAGCCCAGUGUUUAGACGUGGUAAUGGGUUUUGUUUUUUUAAUCAUUCUAAUAGAAUGAUUUUCCAACUCAAAUGGUAAUUAAACUUUUUUUAAUUCAUUCCUGAUUUUCUUUACAAUUUUUGGAUGUUCAAAAAGUUGAAUAAAAUAAACACUUAAGAAAUUAGUUAAUGUAUGUGUUUUGCUCAUGUGACAAAUAUAUAAAAUUAGACACAAGAGAGAAUAAGAUGAAAAUUACUAAAGAAAAACAUAAGAAAAUGUAGUCGAGGGUGAAUUAAAUUUUUUGAUAAUGACUCAAGGGUGAAUAACUGAAAUAGUUUAAGAAGCACUGGUCUACACAAUAACUGCAUUCCUGUUGUUAUUUCAAUUCAAUAGAUGGAGCAGCCAUGUUUGCUGCCUUAUCAAAUGACUUAAUUGAACAAAAAACCUUUCAACCCAUUCCGCUAUUGAAAACAAAGAACUGAAACAAAGAACUGAUGGUCGAAACUAUCCACUUCAUAAUUCUGAAUGAUAGAUUUAAUGAAGAGUUUCUUCCAAUGCACUAGUCAAAUUGCUGUAUUAACAGAAUGUUUCCCGUGUCUCUUAUUGCAGCCAUAAAUUUAUCGUGGCUGUAUUCUGAUGCUUGGUGCAUUUGCCCAACGUGAUUCCAAGAUCUCUAUUGAAUCAAACGAUUAGUUAUCCAUCGUGCCAUUAGAUUGUAAAAUUCAAAGGAAAUCCUGCUGAGGGUGGUCACUUAUGGGCACAUAGCAGUCCAAGUGGGAGGGGCGAAGGUGAACUGAUUUUACUAAACGUCAAUGAAGAUUUGGGGGGCACUUGGUCUACUCCCACUUACGUCAUUGCAUACGGUAUUAUGUUCAUUCAGUUUUAAAUAUCACACUGUGUAAGGUACAUUUUGCAGACUUUCUUUCACUUGCUGUUUAUGGUAAAGGAAGGGAUAAAUGCUGAGUAAUAAUGAAGAGGAAGGUGUGGUGGGAGAGAGAAUGUCGAAGAUUAUUUUCCAUUUUUCUAAAAUGUCCCUUGACUUUCCCGGUUGAAGAGUCCUGAGGUCGUUUUGUCCAGCAGUUUCUACUUCCAAAAUUGUGAAUCCUGUGAAUAAUCUUGUGGUAAAGGAUACAAAGAGCCUUCUGUGUUAUGCUGCCUUAAGGAGUUGUCUGUUCCCACAAGUAGCAUGGAAAAGAGGGUGUGUGUUUAUUUUUCAGUUAUGAAAGAACAUUCUGUAAAGCAAGAUGUGCCACGAUUGGCCCAAAUGUCUGAAAGUGAGUGGACACUGUACAUUAUGCUCAAUAACCCACUCUACGUUAUCCAACAUUUGGAAUCUGUUCGGUUAAUCGGGAUCCCUGUGUUCAACAUUUUCUGCAUGUGCCAAUAACUGGAGUCUAACUUGAAACUGCAGCCGUUUUGUUCAUUGCAUGCCUUUCCCUCAAAGGUGUCCUUUAAAUACGAAGUAUAAGUAAACCCCUCAUUACAUUUAUAAGGCUGCCAAGAAGAAAUGAAACUUCAUGUGUGUAUUCCUAGAUGUGAUAGUUACAUUAGUGGAUUAGUUGUUUAGCAAAUGUGGUGACGCCGACCACUGCAGUUUGAAUACUUGAAUUUAACUUUAUUUCAGAGAUCUGAAAUUCAAAAACUGACAUUGGCUUAAAUAAAAUGUAAUAACAAAGCCUUCUGAUAGUUGUAAAACCUAAGAUAGACACAAAAUGCUGGAGUAUCUCUGAGGGACAGGCAACAUCUCUGGAGAGAAGGAAUGGGUGACGUUUCGGGUCAAGACCCUUCAGAUGUUUGCUGAUAUCUAAUGAAGGAAACCUGUUGUCCGUGUUCAGUCUGAACCAUCUGUAACUCUGGUCUACACCCAAUGUACAUGGCCCUGAAUUGCCACCUGAAGUGAGCCACUCAGUUAAUCAAAACAGACUCUGGAGCCAUUGGAGAAGAAAUCACAAUGUCAUCUGCAAAGCAUUAAUAACAAUCGCCAAGCUUGCUCUCAACACUCACAUACUGAGAAUGGAUUAAGAAAAAUGUACUUGCAGCAUUUGGGUUAGAAAACUUUUAUAAUUGUCAAGGGCAGAAAAAUGUAAUUGAUUUUUAACUUUUGAAUUAAUGUUUUGCGGUUUACUGAUUUUUUACAAUAUCAGUAUUGAUGUUUUUUUAAAGAAAAUAAAUGCUGCUCUACAUCGAUCAAAAACGGCAUUGCAACAGCCAGGGAGCAUGAUCUGUCAGAGUUAGAAUCGGUAGUCUGAAGCUGAGGUGAAAAAUAUAAUAACAAAUAUUAUUUAAAGCCCAACUGAAAUAGAACUUUUGAGUGAGAUUUUAUUUGUUAUAUAUUAUGAAAUACCUUGUGAAUCAAGUGGAAUUUUACCAAAACGAUUCUUAGCCAGACUUGGAUGAAACAUUUCUAUUUAUGAUAUUGUGAACUUUGUUUUUAACGAAUAAAAUGAUAGAUGUGGUUUAAAACUGUUAGUUUGCAUGUUCUGUUGAAUGGAGAAAGUGCAUAUUUUACACGAUGCGUGCCAUGUUUUAAUAAAGUCGAAAACCUUUCCAAA
Leucoraja erinaceus (little skate) is the source of this 7688-nucleotide messenger RNA. RefSeq names its product vasohibin 2 (gene vash2). The transcript has 7 exons. Bases 198 to 1280 code for a protein of 360 amino acids. Gene Ontology annotation, cellular component: cytoplasm. NCBI's taxonomy places the organism in Eukaryota, Metazoa, Chordata, Chondrichthyes, Rajiformes, Rajidae. The record is from RefSeq and is a predicted model, not a curated record. Gene Ontology annotation, biological process: regulation of angiogenesis.